This is a messenger RNA of Anoplophora glabripennis (Asian longhorned beetle), 1454 nucleotides long. Its product is annotated as carbonyl reductase [NADPH] 3-like. Gene Ontology annotation, molecular function: carbonyl reductase (NADPH) activity. The record is from RefSeq and is a predicted model, not a curated record. Lineage: Eukaryota; Metazoa; Arthropoda; Insecta; Coleoptera; Cerambycidae. The transcript is spliced from 4 exons. Bases 469 to 1338 code for a protein of 289 amino acids.
CUGGACCACAUACUAUAAUGUACCAGAAAUUAUAAUUGACUUAAAUCAUUCGCAAUAGACGAAUAAUAAUGUUUAAUAUAUCUUGUAUAACAAAAAAAAUGUGCGAUCUCAAUGGAGAACCAGUAGUUUCAAUCACCAAUUCUCUUAGAGAGAAACGAUACUACAGAAGAGAUAUUAAGGAGAGAACUUGAUUAAUUAAUUCCGUGGUUUUGCAAAUACAACCUUGACCAUGCCUUUUAAUAUUUUCGAUGACCUGUAGAAAUCAAAACCACAUCUAAAGCUAUCGAUCUCUUGUAUUUGCUUGUGGUUGAUGUUAAUAAUACGACAUUAUCGAUUGUUUUUCAAUACUGAGACAACAAAGCAACCCGAUAUAAAAGCAAUAAAUCAUGAACGAAGCCACUGUAGUUGAUGUACGGAAGUAAAAGACCACUCUAUAACACGAUUUUUCUUGUGUGAGUGGUAUUGAAGAUGCCAACUGAGAAAAUCGCUGUGGUAACCGGGGCCAAUAAGGGAAUAGGCUUUGCGAUAGUAAAGGGUCUAUGCGAAAGAUUUCAAGGGUCUGUUUAUUUGACAUCGAGAAAUGAAGAAAAAGGAAAAACGGCAGUAGCGAAGCUAAAAGAGUUGGGUUUUAACCCGCUAUACCAUCAACUGGAUAUUGCUGAUCAGACCAGUGUGGAUAAUUUCAAAGAACACAUUCGAACCGCUCAUGGGGGAUUGAAUUUGUUGAUUAACAAUGCUGCUGUUUUGUAUCGGUUGUCAGAUCCACCGCAACCAGCUGCCGAACUCGCAAGGCUUGCAGAGAACACCCUAAAUAUCAAUUACUACGGCACCAAACGCAUAUGUGAAGCGUUAUUUCCAUUGUUACGCAACAAUGCCAAAGUUGUAAACGUGUCGAGUUCAGCUGGUCAUCCGUCUAGAAUUCCCUUGGCAAGUUUAAGAGCAAAAUUCACUAAUCGCGAUUUGACUAUUCCACAACUGGAUCAACUUGUUGAAAAAUUCCUCAGUGAUGCCCGAGACAAUAAAACAGAACAAGAAGGAUGGGGUAAACUCCCUUAUUGCGCCUACGUUAUAUCGAAAAUCGCUGUUUCUGCAUUUACAAAUAUCCAACAAAAAAGCUUUGAUAAAGAAGUGCCCCACAGGAAUAUUUCCAUCAAUUCUGUUCAUCCCGGUUGGAUUAAAACGGACAUAAACGAUCAGGGUAUUCAGACCGUUGAGCAAGGUGCCAGGGGGUCUCUUUAUUUGGCGUUGGAUGCAGAAUUAAAGGGGAAAUAUGUCUGGUUUGACUGUCGUCUUGUGGACUGGUAUGGAGAGACCUCGCCACCAAAACCGACAGCAUAACAAAUAUUUGUUAUAAAUAUUAUUAGAUAAAAAUGAAUUGGAUAUGAACAAUACAUACGGAACCAUCGAACAAGUGUUUUAUUUCUAUUGAAUCUUAAAAACAGAUUAUUUUUUUA